Symbiodinium natans is the source of this 2541-nucleotide messenger RNA. NCBI's taxonomy places the organism in Eukaryota, Dinophyceae, Suessiales, Symbiodiniaceae. The record is from the annotation of a GenBank genome assembly.
AUGGAAACACCGCUUCAUGCGGUCCAGCAGAUGCUGACCCUGCCCGAAGCGCCGGCCUCCAAUGCCUUUGUGCACUUUCACCCCUGCUAUGCCCACUGCGCCCAGACCGUCGAGAAGUACGCGAACUGGGGCCCACUGGAGGAGGCUGAACCGGGCAGCGAAUGGUUUCCUUAUAACCUGGGCCACCAGAAUUGGGGUCCAGUGAGUCUACAGGCUGCCGAGAGGUGGUCUCGUAUGUAUCCCUUCGGAACGGAUCCUCAAGACGCGUACGGGCGUGCCGAGCUGGCCGAGCCGGAGAAGGAGGACACCCCAGAGCAGAGCGAACGGCUUGCGAUGGAGCAGAAGAUGGAGGCCUUUGGCAAGGUGACUCACAAGCCGCUCAACGCCCACGCGAGAGAGUUCGUCCCAGGGCAGCCGGUCUCGCUGCAGGACCACAUCCACCAGGAAAACAUCGAGACAACUCCCGCAAGACCGCGCAGCGUUGAACAGAGUCAGAGAACGCCACGUCUUCCCUCAGCAGACCCCUCAGAUGCAAGCUCUCCAAAGGACGGCGAAGGGCUUUGUAUACCAAGCGCACCAGUUGACGAAGCAGACAGAGCUAUGGAGAAGCAGCGUCCCCUGGUCCAGCCUUCCUCGCCCCCGCCUGAAGCGUCGUCUGCGUGCACGAAGGAGCCGUCCUUGCAGGAACAGAUCGAUUUGGCCAACGCCUGCCAUCUCAAGACCCGGGAGCUCGACCCCGAUUUGUGCAAGAACAUGGAGCUGUUCUCUGAGCUGUCGAGAUUUGAACGGCGCUGUCAGCGUUGCCCCAGCCAGGCCCUUGUCUACCUCUACCGGGGCCUGCGGAAGUUGCUCAUGGGGCUGUGGGGUGAGGCCGAUGGCUGCUUUCGGAAGUCCCUGGAGCUUGAUGCCAACAUUGGAAUGACCUAUGGCUACCUGGGCUGCUGCAAGAGGAAGCUGGGGCAGGUGGAUGAGGCCGAAGACUGCUUCCUGCGCACCCUGAGAAUUGACCCCACGAUCGCCCUCGCCCACUACAACCUGAUCACCGUGAAGUAUUUGUCGAAGGGACAGCUGGAAGAGGCUCAGGAGCGCUUCGCGGAGGGUCUCAGGCGGUUUCCGAGCAGUGCGGCGUUUCCUUAUGGCCUGGGCCUUGUGAUGAAGUUGCAAGGGAAGGUGAUUGCUGCUCAGGCGUGCUUCAGUAGGGCCUGGCAUCUGAAUCCCGAUAACGACCUUGCGUAUGACGAGCUCUUGAAGGCGGGCUGCGGUGGACUUAAUCAGGAUGCACCCCCCCCCUUCCCGCCCAGACAGCAGAGCCUCAAUGAAAGAAAUGUACUGGUCAGCAACAACCAGGGCACUACGACGUCCCACUGGGCGGUUGGCGAUAAAAGCGCCAAGGGAAACUUCGCCGAGCAAAGCCGCCUCGGCUACUGUUGCUUCGGUUUUGUCUUCGGGGCUCGAUCCGCAGACGAGCUGGCCGCGUUCGCGAUUCAACCUGCCCGAUUCAGGAAACUGAAUGACUCCUGGGACUAUGAUGGCUCCGGCGCCCUGUCUUUGGAGGACCUGCUCUUAGAGUACAUCCAGCUUGAUGGGCAAAGUGGGGGGCCGGAGACUGAGCGGACCGCUGGCCACAGUAUCUGGGGCAUCGAUCCUGCGAAGGGCUUGGACAAGGCAGUGUUCAAGACAUGGCUGAGCCAUCUGUCAAAGCAGCUGGCUGCAGCGCUCUACGCCCGUAGCUGUGCCAACAUUUGUCAUUCUGGUUACUUCAGGGAAGGUCAAUUUCCACAUGCUGGAUUAAUGGGUCAUUCUGCGAUGCGUCACAUUUCGGCGGUAUACGGCAGUAACACUCACGAGCAGGGCCAGACCGCCGAGAACCUGGCUCUGGCCAAGGACGAUGAGGUCAAGGGCCCCAAAUUGGAACUAGUCUUGGCAGGAGCACUCGUGCGUCGCCUCAGCAAAUUCCGGCUCCUCGCCGCAGCAGCCAAACGAAGGCGCGGCUUCGCCGCGGGACAGAACGCGCACUACGCGAAGACGGCGCCAUCAUCGAACGCGACGAAGACCUACAACGAUGGAUGCCGCUGGCCACUCGCGCUGCCCAGCGCUGCGCGGAAAACAAAACGGGUUGCCAGUCUCAUUCUGCUCCCACGUGUCGCGUUGUCCCAGGCAAAGCGCGAAACAAGCAAAGCUCGACUAGCCAAGUCGCUACGAGUUCCAGGCGACCUCAAGGAUUCUCGUUUGCCGAAGGUGAAGGCGCCACCAAACAAUGGGACGAUGGUGCUGUACGCGGCGCUCUUCGGCGGGGUCGAGGCGGUCUGGACAGUUGCUGCAACUCUUUCCCAUCGGUCACCGUUGGCCUCACCCUUCAGCGAGAGCAAGAGGGCCCAAGCUAAGGCCUCGCACUGCGCGGAGCUUCUUCCCAAGGCAGGACCUCCCUCGGACCAUCUUGCCCUGAACACGGCAUACGCGAAGUGGGAGGACGCGCGCCGGAACCGAGGUGUCGAGAGCUUCUGCAGAAAGAACUGGCUGAACAACCAGGCAGCGGGUUGA